Messenger RNA from Tachysurus vachellii, 943 nucleotides. It is a transcript of the gene hddc2, whose product is annotated as HD domain containing 2. The record is from RefSeq and is a predicted model, not a curated record. The transcript is spliced from 6 exons. Gene Ontology annotation, cellular component: cytoplasm. Gene Ontology annotation, molecular function: 5'-deoxynucleotidase activity. The coding region runs from base 13 to 678 and encodes 221 amino acids. NCBI's taxonomy places the organism in Eukaryota, Metazoa, Chordata, Actinopteri, Siluriformes, Bagridae.
GUCGUUCGACGCAUGCGCACUCGGAUACCGGCGUUUCAACCGUUUUAUUCGUGUUACAGAAACAACAUGGACAAAAUGCUGCAGUUCAUGAAACUAGUAGGACAAUUAAAGAGUGUGCCAAGGACUGGUUGGGUUUACCGGAACGUUAAGGAACCUGAAAGUGUGUCUGAUCACAUGUACAGGAUGGCAAUGAUGGCACUAACACUCCAAGACACCAGUUUAAACAAAGAGAGAUGCAUGAAGAUGGCUUUAGUUCAUGACCUAGCUGAGUGCAUUGUAGGAGACAUCGCUCCAGCCGACAACAUCAGCAAAGCUGAGAAACACAGAAGAGAAAAGGAGGCCAUGGUUCGCAUUACUGGCCUGCUACCUGAAGAUCUACGUAAAGAGCUGUACCAGUUGUGGGAGGAGUAUGAGAAUCAAUUGAGUCCUGAGGCUAAAUUGGUGAAGGAGCUGGACCAGCUGGAGAUGAUUCUACAGGCUCAUGAGUAUGAGGAGCUGGAGGGCAACCCAGGAAGACUGCAGGAGUUCUUCAUCUCCACUGAAGGCUGUUUCCAUCACCCAGAAGUGGUAUCACUGGUGAAGAGCAUAAAUGAGGAAAGAGCACUUCACAUGACUGUGUCUUCAUCAGAGAAAACAGAAGAACAAAAAUGCCACACACCAACGACAGACUCCCCAUGACUGUAUGAUGUACUGUACAUUUUUAUUAUUGUUAUAGUUCAUAUUUCAUCUUCAUUACACCUGUCCGUAUUUACUCAGUGCAGACUGUUCUGAUAAUGCUGUUGUCUGACAAGUGAUAAUUGUUGUUACUGUUGAUUUUUUUAUUGAAAUAUAAAAAAGCUUUUACAAUAUUUAAUUUUACUAUGGUUGUGUUAACAAAAGAAAAUGCUGUUAAAAUGUUCACUCUUAACCUGAAAGAGAAAAUAAAAAAUUGUACAAAAGUAAA